AUGGAGGAAGAGAGCAGCGCCAGCGUGCACGCGAAGGAGGUUACGCGCCUGGAUUACGAACUGGCCGAAGACGAGGUCAAGAUCUCCCUCGACCGUUUCCGUUUGGAAUACACAAAUGACGACGGCAGCCCCAACCGUUCGAAGAUGCAGUUUUCCGCCCGUCCCUCCGAGUCGAUGAUCAAGAAAUUCACCCCGCCACCAACCCCCUCCAACCCCGACCCUGCCCCGGAAUGCGGCACCAUCUGGGUCGAGUUCUGCCCGGAAAAGGCGUCGAUUGGCAUCAACGUCAUGAAGAAAUUUGUUGAGCACUGCGGCACCAACAACUUCAAGGCCGGCAUCCUCGUAACCGCCGUGGCCCUCUCCGCCCAGGCCCGCAAGGUCAUGACCGUCACCUCCCAGUACACCCUCAUCGAGUGCUUCCUCGAGGAGGACCUCCUCGUCAACAUCACCCACCACGAGCUGGUGCCUAAGCACGUCCUGCUCAGCCGCGAGGAGAAGACCGCCCUGCUCAAGCGCUACCGCCUCAAGGAGACCCAGCUGCCGCGCAUCCUGUCCAAGGACCCCAUCGCACGCUACCUGGGGCUUAAGAAGGGUCAAGUUGUCAAGAUUAUACGGACGAGUGAGACCGCGGGGCGGUAUGCUAGUUAUCGGCUGUGCGUAUGA
Messenger RNA from Chaetomium globosum CBS 148.51, 663 nucleotides. RefSeq lists its product as uncharacterized. Gene Ontology annotation, molecular function: DNA binding; DNA-directed RNA polymerase activity. Gene Ontology annotation, biological process: DNA-templated transcription. Gene Ontology annotation, cellular component: RNA polymerase I complex; RNA polymerase II, core complex; RNA polymerase III complex. Bases 1 to 663 code for a protein of 220 amino acids. Lineage: Eukaryota; Fungi; Ascomycota; Sordariomycetes; Sordariales; Chaetomiaceae. The transcript has 3 exons. The record is from RefSeq and is a predicted model, not a curated record.